Octodon degus (degu) is the source of this 2140-nucleotide messenger RNA. It is a transcript of the gene Noct, whose product is annotated as nocturnin. The record is from RefSeq and is a predicted model, not a curated record. The transcript has 3 exons. Gene Ontology annotation, biological process: circadian rhythm. Gene Ontology annotation, molecular function: poly(A)-specific ribonuclease activity. Lineage: Eukaryota; Metazoa; Chordata; Mammalia; Rodentia; Octodontidae. The coding region runs from base 153 to 1448 and encodes 431 amino acids.
AGCUCGCGCCAGCCGGCGGCGGACAGAGCCGCGUUGCAGCGUAAGCUUCGGCGUCUGGCUGAGGAAGCUCCGGACGGCGUCCGCGCGCCUGGGCCUCCCGAGCCUCCGCUCCUCCUCCGACGCGCGAAGCGGCCGCGGCGGUGCUGCCCGGCAUGUAUCAGAGCCCGCGGCGGCUCUGCUCCGCCCUGCUGACAAGGGACGCGCCCGGCCUGCGCCGCCCGUCCGCCCCCGGCCUGCGCCGACGCUCGCCCCCGCCGACAGCCGCCCCCCGGCCCGCGGCGCCCCGACUCCUGGCGGCGGCCCCCGCUGCCUUGAGCGCCGCGUGGACUCAGUCGCGGACAGUGCAUUCCAUGGGAACCGGUACAAGCAGACUCUACAGUGCUCUUGCUAAGACCCUGAACAGCAGUGCCGCUGCUCAGCACCCAGAGUACUUGGUGUCACCUGAUCCAGAACAUCUGGAGCCCAUUGAUCCUAAAGAGCUUCUCGAGGAAUGCAGGGCAGUCCUACACACCCGGCCUCCCCGCUUCCAGAGGGACUUUGUGGAUCUCAGGGCAGAUCGCCCCAGCAGCCACCCAUCCAUUCGAGUCAUGCAGUGGAACAUUCUCGCCCAAGCACUUGGGGAAGGCAAAGACAACUUCGUGCAGUGCCCUAUUGAAGCACUCAAGUGGGAAGAACGGAAAUGCCUCAUCCUAGAAGAAAUCCUCGCCUACCAGCCUGACAUCCUGUGCCUGCAGGAGGUGGACCACUACUUCGACACCUUCCAGCCCCUGCUCAGUAGAUUGGGCUACCAAGGCACGUUCUUCCCCAAGCCUUGGUCACCUUGUCUGGAUGUCGAACAUAACAAUGGGCCUGAUGGCUGCGCCUUGUUUUUUCUACAAAACCGAUUCAAGCUGGUCAACAGUGCCAAUAUUCGGCUGACAGCCAUGACAUUGAAAACCAACCAAGUGGCCAUUGCCCAGACCCUAGAGUGCAAGGAAUCUGGGCGACAGUUCUGUAUUGCUGUCACCCAUUUGAAAGCACGUACUGGCUGGGAGCAGUUUCGAUCUGCCCAGGGCUGUGACCUUCUCCAAAACCUGCAGAACAUUACACAGGGCGCCAAGAUUCCCUUGAUCGUCUGCGGGGACUUCAACGCAGAGCCCACUGAGGAGGUCUACAAACACUUUGCCUCCUCCAGCCUCAAUCUGAACAGCGCCUACAAGCUGCUGAGUGCUGACGGGCAGUCCGAGCCUCCCUAUACCACCUGGAAGAUCCGGACCUCAGGGGAGUGCAGGCAUACCCUGGACUACAUAUGGUAUUCCCAGCACGCACUGAGCGUGAGGGCAGCACUUGACUUACUCACUGAGGAACAAAUUGGACCCAAUCGGCUGCCAUCCUUCAAUUAUCCUUCAGACCAUUUGUCUCUGGUGUGUGACUUCAGUUUUAAUGAGGAACCUGAUGAACUUUUGUAAAAGCUUAUCUGCUACAUGUUCUUAAUCCUAAGAGUCUUAACCAGGGAGGUUUCAGGAAACUGAAAUAGGAGAAGUAAUUGCCCGAGGAAAGAUUCUAGUUUUUGUCACUUUUUGUGUUUCCAGCAUGCCCUUAGACAAGAAAGGCUCCUUAAUUCAUAAAUGUUUAAAGUUAAAAACCUGCUGUGAAAAGGUGUUUGCACUCCGGUUGGGGCUUGUGUUGUUUCUUUUCCCUUCACAUUUUCAGUCAUUCACGGGCAUUCAGUUAGGUUUAUUUUGAAGCUUUUUCCAGUUUGAGCCUGCGGUAAAAACUCAGGCUUGCUGGAUGAAGUCCUCCAUAAUUAACAGAUAUGCAGGAACAGUAUCUCUAGACAGCAUAAGUUAUUUAUUUGUAGGUUUUUAAAUGUCAACAGAAAAUGCAUGGCAAUAUUUAUUUUUUAUACCUUUAUGUAAAAUUAAGUAAAUUAUGGCAUUAUGAAUAGAACCAUGCAAAAAACACAGAUUAUAGAAAGAGUAACUUAUUUCAUCUAAAAGCAUGCGCAUAAGGAAUUGCUCCUCCUGGAGAGAGUUGUUACUUGAUGUAAUAACAGCUCUGAUACAUUUUUCAUAGUCUUUGAAGCAUCUUCAUGUUCCCCAUGAUCGUGUUUCUUGAAGGAUUCUAAGUAGUGUUUAAUUAAAUGUUUGCGAUUAUUUAA